AUAAAAUACUUGCCGAAUUCAUCAGAACUAACCCAAACAGCUUAUUGCGAACUAGUUUAGUCUUACAUCAAAGUUUAUUUGUCAAUAUACCCAUGUUUUCCUUAAAUACUCAGAUAUUUGGGUGGAGUUUGGUACAUUGUGUGGUUUUGUUCGGUCUGGCCUGAAUGGAGCCCGGUGGCUCGGCAGGACAGAGAUAGCAGUGCUCUGAAACACGUGGUCGACUUUGAUAAAGUGGCUAACUUUAGCAACGUCACUUAAUGCCAUUAUCGUAGGAAGUAGUUCUGAAAGUUAGCUGAUAGCAGGUUAGCAUGGAUUCAAUCUAGAGAGUUAAACUACAUUUUAAAGCGAUAUGGAUUCAUUCUGAAGGGUGUUGCUGCUUUUAUUGAUGCUUUUAACUCCAUGGCAGCCUACGACAUUUUGAGAAGAAAUAAGACAUCCAUUGUGGACACUUUGUGUGCAGACCACCCGCGAAUCCUCAUCAAAGCUCAGGAAAAUGAGUUGAUAACUCCACGUGAGUACACAAAUCUGAAAAGUAACGACAAACUAGAUGUAGAGGUCCGCGUUGUGGCGUUGGUGGAUAAGAUCAUGGACAAAGGAGAGGACAGAUGCCAAGCCUUCCUGAACCUCCUGCAAACUGAUAAGGACAUCCAGGAGACUUACCCUAAGCUGAAGAACAUACUGGAGAAGGAAAACUGCCUCUUGCCACACCCGGUUCAGGCUUCUUCAGUUGAAAACAUCGAUAAUCAGCCAGAAAGCCGAAAGGAGGACGAGCAGUACGAGUUGAAGAGCCAGCCCACCGGCCUCUGCCUGAUCAUAAACAACAAAACGUUUCCUGGUGAUGGUAAAAAGAUACCUGAAAACGUGAGAUAUGGAACCGAUAAAGAUGCUGAAAGCUUGGCAGAGGUGUUCAGCUGGCUGGGGUUCAGAGUGCUGAUGUGUAAAGACCAAACCAAGGACCAGAUGGAGCGAGCGCUGAAAUGCUUUGCUUCUCAGUGCGACCUUUCUCAGCUGCAGGAGUUCAAGGUCCAGGAGUGGACUCGCAGCGGAUUCACCAAACUUCUAGAGGCUCCUCAGCAUGGCGAUGCCUUCAUCUGCUGUGUUCUCAGUCACGGGCGACAGGGUGUCGUAUUGGGGGUUGAUAAGCUGCCCCUCCCUAUCAAACAAAUAAAGAGAAUCUUCAUGGCAACUCGUCAAUCUCCCCUCACUGCCAAGCCCAAAGUGUUCCUGAUCCAGGCCUGCCAGGGGGGCCAGGUACAUCCUAUGGUGGUAUCAGACGAUCUGCAGGCUGAUGACUCUGACUCGACAUCCAUCCCUCAGGAAGCAGAUAUUCUAGUUCAUUGUUCCACUGUUGAAGAUUAUUUUUCUAUGAGACACCCAGUGGAGGGGAGCUGGUUCAUCCAAUCUGUCUGUAAGCAGCUAAAAGACGGCUGUGACGGGAAGGAAGAAAUUGAUCCCAUACUCCGCCGCGUGAACAAUGAAGUAGCCGGGAAACAGACUGUUGUGAAACAUGGUCCAACAACGCAGAUGGCCGAAAUUACGAACACCCUGAGGAAGCGUCUUGUGUUGACUCCUCGCAACUGAAGCCUCAUCGCCAAACACACAAUACUCACUGACUGAGGGCACCUGGCCGUCGGCACCUGAGGAGUGAAAGGCCAGAGUCUCUCUCUCUGCUGAGGAUCUGUUUGGAGAGCAGCUAUCUGAUUCAUGCUUUGGUUUACCUUCAUCUUAGUUUGGCACACACACACACACACACACACACACACACUACUGACUAACACCCCCCAUGGUGGUAGCUCUUUAGUUUAGUUGAAUGGCUCAUAAUGAAUAUCUUCCUUAUAUCAUGUCUGUUGUCGUCAUGGCCCAGAGCCAGGCCAUGACGACACACAAUGUCUGACUUAAAGGGGACCUAUCAUGCAAAAUGCACUUGUGUACGUCUUUU
This is a messenger RNA of Trematomus bernacchii (emerald rockcod), 1939 nucleotides long. Its product is annotated as caspase-3-like. Gene Ontology annotation, biological process: proteolysis; negative regulation of extrinsic apoptotic signaling pathway via death domain receptors. The transcript is spliced from 7 exons. The record is from RefSeq and is a predicted model, not a curated record. Bases 400 to 1581 code for a protein of 393 amino acids. Lineage: Eukaryota; Metazoa; Chordata; Actinopteri; Perciformes; Nototheniidae. Gene Ontology annotation, molecular function: cysteine-type endopeptidase activity.